This is a messenger RNA of Exaiptasia diaphana, 1909 nucleotides long. RefSeq lists its product as uncharacterized. NCBI's taxonomy places the organism in Eukaryota, Metazoa, Cnidaria, Anthozoa, Actiniaria, Aiptasiidae. Bases 524 to 1759 code for a protein of 411 amino acids. Gene Ontology annotation, molecular function: DNA binding. The transcript is spliced from 2 exons. Gene Ontology annotation, biological process: DNA recombination; DNA integration; mRNA transcription. Gene Ontology annotation, cellular component: nucleus. The record is from RefSeq and is a predicted model, not a curated record.
UGCGGAACCGGCUGUUUUACCUCAGCCUGCAGACCAGCAAGACGAGUUACAGGGGACGUCAACUCUCCCUCCCGGAUUUGCCGGGAGACUCCCGGAUUCAGAUCGAAUCUCCCGGUCUCAAGAUUUUAGCCCUAAAUCUCCCGGAUACGCACGAUAUUUUCAUAGAAUGAUAUUAAUUACUAACCAUCAUUGUAGAUUUUUAUUUUCACAGAAGACCUUCAAUGAAUUAUAUCAUGUUUCCUCGAUCUUUCGAUACGGAACGAAAUACCUACAGGCRUUGCUUACGUAUACUMGCGCAUGAAAAAURUAUAAACUGAUUAUGCAACGUUAUUUGUGACGUCAUUCACAUGGUGUGACGUCAUACACAUAAUCGAGGCAAUUUCUCCAGAUAUAUAAAGCUCUGAGGUUGACAUCCCUGGAGUUAAACCUUGAGGGCCUACCACCCGCGAAACGGCUAUUCGUACCAGCUGUAGCAUGUCCUUCUUGCAACUACGCCAAUGACUACGUGUUUCGAUUUUGUCAGAUGUGUGGGUAUAACCGAAAAUAUCAACCCCAGUCYUCGAACACAACAGCAGAAGUCAAUAUUGAGUCGAUUGAUGAGCGGCUGUUGCAGCUACGGGAAUCCGUUCAGAAUUCCUCAUACUCAAAGCAGAAGUCUUCUCUUAGACUUGAGUUUGAAACAUUUCUGCGCUCGCUAMCUCGCCGCAAAUGUAUUUUUUCAGCAGCGCCAGAGGAUGUUGCCCGCUUCCUGGUAUGGAAGGAUCCUUCUGGCAAAAAGGCCGUCCAUGUCRAUAGCUGCCCRAAUAUCGCUUCCCAAAAGGUUACAACAUGUGCCUGUCCAAGACGUCUAGCAUUUAAGACAGUGGAUUCUUAUGUAGGGAAGCUUCGCGCCAUUUUCAAUGAAGCAGGUCGAACAGGCGAUUGGAACGGAAUGCUGGGCUUUGGAAACCCGGCCGCGUCUCCCGAAGUUCAGCAAUACCUCAAAGCUGUGACUGAAGAACAACUACGUGCCCAUAUGAGGCCAAAACAGGCAACCCCGCUUUUUCUCUCAAAACUGCUGCUUCUUGCUAGGCUAUGGGACAGGAAGCUUGCCAAUGCGUCAACCCAGCCUGUAAACCAUUUCACGUUAGCUCGCGACCAAGCCUUUUUCAAAGCACUCUUUUUUAGCUUCGACAGGGGAUCAGAACUUGGUUCGGUAAGGACUUCGGAAAUUUUACGUUUCCCCCGAGAUGAUGGUCUACUCUUCAAUCACGUUUGGGGUAAGACCCUAAGGGACGGCACAUCUAAUGUUUUUGGUAUCCGUAGRCAUGCCAACCCGCAGAUCUGCCCUGUGCGAGCAAUAGAAACGUAUGUUGCUACUGCUGCUGAGUUGCGCAUCGAUCUGUCUGAUGGCUACCUGUUUAGGCCAACAAAUCAUCAAGGCCAUAUUGUUAAUAAAGCGUUCCUUAGUUCAACGGCAGAAGGGCGUCUUAAAACCUACCUAAAAGAGGCUAACAUAGAUGAGGGAGAAACCCUGCACAGUUUCCGUGCGGGGUMGGCCAUAACAUUGGCGCUGUCGGGAGCGCAAUUGGCAGAUGUAAUGGCUCACGUUGGUUGGAGCAAUAAGGGAACCGCUUUGUAUUACAUGAAGCUCGCCGAUGUGCUUCGGGCGGGUAGCCCUUCGGACCUAUUGGCAUCAGCAGACGGUUCUCCAUCAUCCUCCACUGACGUCUACUCCGAUCUCAAUCAUUUAAAGGGUUUUGUCGUGGCAUUCCCGUAGGCGAYGCCUURURUAUGUUGCAUCAUCAAUUAAAAUCUUGUAAAUCGUUUGUUUGAGCGUGUUAGUCUGGGAGUUUAGAAUGGGCUUUGGGCGUCAGCUCUAUUUUGAGUUUGGGCAUACCGGGCAGGUGUUCUCUGGUUCCGUUUUCGU